UUUAUAUGCAUUUUAAAAAGCAAUUGAAAUUAACAAAAUUCAUACAAUUUAAACGAGUUGCUUUAUCAAUAAAAUAUAAUGUAAAGGUAUUACGAACGUAUAUAUGUGGAUAAAUAUUAGCAUGAAGGUGUGGAGAAUUUUCAAGAUUCACUGAAGUAGUAUUUCUGUCGCAGAAUGCCAGGAAGCAGAUAUGGUCUGUAUGGGCAGAUUAAAGCAGACAAACCACUUGAACUUGAACCAAUUAUAGUAGAAAUUGCUAAUGCAAAACAAUCUCAAGUGGUGACACCCGAUUUAGAAGACACCAAGAAAAGAUGGUUGGUUGUUGGUAUAUGUCUUCAUAACGUUGUAUCACCAGCAUUGAGAGAAUAUGUUUCAAAAUCCAUGAAUCAGGUGUUUAAUACACUAUAGCAAUCUCACAAGAUAGAUAUACAAUGCUAUCCAAACCAACUAAAGUGCUAUAAAGGGACAGUCCAUCUCAAUUAUGAAGCUAUCAACAACAACAGAAUAGUUCGUUCUGGAAGGAACAAAGAUUAUCAGAACUAUGAUUAUAGAAUACAGAAUCCUAUGGAAUUCUCGAAGCUGUUCUUGAACGCAAAUAUGGCACAAUACACAGGUUUUGAUGAAACAUGUGAUUCUUCCGCACUUCUAAACAUCAUCAUGUGCAGUGAUACAUCCGUACUUGGUCGACUUGCAGAUCAACUACGAAAUGAUGUAAGAAAUCCUUGGGCACACUGUAAUUUUACCGAAUGGGAUGCAAUGAAAUACUUAGCAUCAAUUCAGCUGAUGCAACAACUUAUCAGACAUCUACACAUGCCUUCUGAAAUGAAAGUCCUAGCAGACUUAUCCCACUGGGAAGUAAAUGGUAUCAACUUUUUACAAGGAACUAGAUUAGGUCUAGAAAUAGUUGACGAAGUGAAUAAACACACUCAAAGUUUGGCCAAGUAUGUACUCCAACUCAAAGCUGAGACGAGUUCCUACUCUGAAAUGGUUCACAGUUCGUUAGUUCUGAUAUCUAAUGAUAUGAGCAAUGUCUGUAAACGUAUUGACCAAACCGAUAUAGAUUUAUCACAAAUCACAAGCGAAGUCAUUUCACUGAGGCUUCAAACUGAUAGCAUCGAGCAUAUUGUAAAUGAAAACGUCAAAGAUAUCAAAGAUAUAAAAACUGAUUUAGAAAAUAUAAAGAACUAUAACUCGCAUCAGAGACCCAAAGAAAAAAAUUUCUUUUAUCCACCAGAUAGAGUUAGUGUUUUUGUUGGUAGGGAAGACAAAUUGCUAUCAUUGAAAGAAAAAUUUGUCCAGAAUAAAGAUGUUAACCACACAGAAGUAAUAUGCGGAUUGGGAGGUUGUGGUAAAACUACUUUGUCCAUAGAAUUUGCAUGGAUGUGUCAGCAGUUCUAUCCUGGUGGUGUCUUCUGGGUUUCUGCGGAAUCAAAUGACACCCUAGAGGAUACAAUUACCACACUUGCUAUUGAUGUAAGCACACCAGGACAAAACAGUAAAGAGACUUUCAAAAGAACUCUCAUGUGGUUAGGACGCUUAACAAAAAGAUGGUUGAUUAUAAUCGAUAACGCAGAUACAGCUAUCAUUUCUGGUCAAAUGAAGGAACUACUGUUAGGAAAUUGGAAGCGAGACUCAAAAGGUCAUGUCAUAAUAACAUCAAGACGAGAGCCACUUGCUAUAGAAGAGACUUUCCAUGUCAGCACAGACAACUGCAAUCAUCUAGAAACUUUAAAUGACGAUGAAGGAGUUCAAUUUUUGAUCAAACGAACUGGAAUGUGUGAUGAAAGGUCCAAUGACAACAUAUCAAAAUUAGUAAUAGAGCUUGGAGGACUUCCGUUAGCUUUAGAACAAGCUGCCGCUCACAUCAAAAGCAUUAGAUGUUCCUUCAAAGAUUACCUAGCCAGUUUCGAGAAAAAACGCCUAACAUUAUUAUAUAAGACCACAAACCCUCCUUUCGAAGCAAAUAUAGAAAGGCUCGCAGUAAUGACAACUUGGCAAUUGAACAUGGAUUACAUAAGGUCUCAGUCGGAAGCGGAAGGGCUUGGGACGUCUGCUGUUAUCGUCAUGAAAGUAGCAUCUUUCCUAUUUGCAGACGAUAUGCCCGUUGAAAUUUUCAAUAGUGGGAAACCCACAAUAAGUGACGAAGAAGCAUAUGAAACACUUACAGACCCAGUUGGAAUUAAACAUGCUGUUGAAAUUUUAACAAGGUUUUCGUUAUUUCAAAGAUAUCGAUCAGAAAGUUUAUCGGUUCACAGAUUAGUCCAAGAAGUGAUAAGAAGCAACGUUGAUAGAAACGAGAAAAAAUUUGUUCUUCAAUGUGCAGUAAGAAUGAUUAAUAAAGCGCUAAUGUUAACAACAACUCCACACGCAGCUAUUCUUAAAAACAAAAAUGAACCACAUGCUUCUAGAGGAUUGCUCAAUCUAUGGAACAAAUUAGCAGCAAACGCAAAUGCAUUAAAGAGUUAUCUCAUUAUUAGCAAAGAUAGCCAGGAAAACAAAGAUCUCUUUACUAGUUUGGAAUCUGCAAGAGUAAUUCAAGCGUCAGCUAUUUACAACAGUCUGUCCCAGAGACAAGAUGCGGCACUGGAGGAUCAAAAUCAGAUGCUUUAUAUAAUGGCGUCCUUAGAUAUGGAGGAGCAUACUUGUAAUGAACUUACAAGUGUUAAAAUACCACUUUUAGAGAGAGAUCGUAUGCAUGUCCAAAAUAGCAUUGCUUAAUGAAAAUACUAAACGUUUUGCAGUAGUUCCUCUUUCAACAGACAGAUUGAGAGAAAUAGGUAAUCAAGCAUUUCAGGAAAAACGAUACGAGGACGCUCUUCAAUACUAUACUGAAGCGUUGCGGGCCUGUUCAAACAAAGAUUGCGACUAUAGAAUACUUUCAAACAGAAGUUUAGUUUACCUGAAGCUUCAUGAAUAUACUUAUGCUCUUAACGAUGCUAAUGCUUCUAUCGAAAUAAAUCCAUAUUUCUGCAAACCUCAUGUAUGGAAAUCAUACGCCAUUGCCAAAUUGAGGAAUAAAGGCAAAUUGCAAUCUAAAAUGGAAGGUUCGGGUCUAGCAAGUGCUUCUAUUGCAGCAUUUUUAAAUGAGCUAUCCCUACUUGAAUAUAAAAUGAAAGUUCAUUAUCCUAUAGUUAUGUAUGAAAUCAUAGAAUGUGAAAAUCAGUACACCGAUUUACAAUCCCGGAUUAUGUCUAUCUUAGAUCGACCAUUUACAACAUACCUGCUGAAAAAAGGUCGUUAUACUUCUCACAACUUGUCAAACCAAAAAAGAGUUGUCAAGUUAUAGGAGUUGAACCCGGGGUGGAAAUCGAAAUAGAACAUGGGAUUCAAAUUUCAAGACCUUUAGAUUCUGAAUUUGAACUUGAUUUCGAGCGAGAACGAGAAAUAGCGGUUCAUUUUGAAAACAUAUUGUUUUGUUCUAAAGGUAGCCAAGUAAAAGUACAUAAAGGUGGAAUUGGAACUUUCUAUAGAUGCAAAUUUUCGAACCAAAUUCUUGAAGAAGACUAUGAACUCAAAGAAAAUAUCGACAUCUUUUACAAAAGGUUUUUAAGUAACAUUGAUAUGAAAGACAAAAAACAUAGCUCAAGCAUCGUCUUAUCACAAGGCGGAAUGAUUGUUUUAAACUCAUGUGAUAUAAGAAGUAAUGGCGGUUGUGGCAUUUUUUUACACGGUGAAAAUUCUUUCCUGGACAUUUCGAACUGCAAUGUUCACAACUCAGUGAUAGGAAUAGUCGUUGGAGAUGGAGGAACCAUGAAAGCUUUAGACAAUCAAAUAUGCUGUCAGACACUGAAUGGCGUAGCAAUUGGUCCUAAUGGUACAGCAACUUUGAAAGGUAAUACCAUUUCACAAAAUAAAGCUGAGGGUAUAUGGUGUGGUGGAAAGAACAAAUAUAAAGAGCUUAAUAUUGCAAAAACUAUGGUCAUUGCAGUUGACAACAUUAUAUUUCAAAAUGGUUUAUCUGGAGUUUGUUUAGAAGGGGGGUGCUUUUUGUUAAAGAACAAUAAAAUAUCUGAUAAUUGGGCAUGGGGAAUAUUUAUACAGGAAAGAUCUUCUGUUUUUGCUGAAAGCAAUGACAUUUCUUCUAAUAAGUGUGGCCGCAUAAGAGUCGGUAUGAAUUAUUCUGCCUCAGUUAUUAUUGAUGGAAAUACAAUUAAAAACCAUAGUGGACCAGACAUUUUGGCUAUUAAUGAUGAAAUAAGCUAUGAUGCAGAGGCUGCAGAUUUAGAUGAGACUAAAACAUAUUCAACCCCUCCAAUCAUAACAGACAGAAAUCUCAGCUUAUAUAAUAAUAAACCAAUUCAAUCUCCUAGAGAUACAGUGAUGUCCCAAAAAACAUGUUGUGGUUGCCAAAAAAUGUCAACAAGCGUUGAAGGCCCGUACCAAUUGUAGGAUUGCUCAAUAUUGUUCAAAAGAAUGUCAAAAAAAUCAUUGGAUACUUCAUAAGCAUAUGUGCCCGCUCUUAUCAGAGAAAUACACAAUUGAAAUUCGAACAACAGACACACAACCCCGUGCACCAGAUAUCAAUACAGAAUAUGUAUUUUACACUCGACAUUUUCAUCCCUCACUAAUAGGAAUAUGUGAGGGGCCUGCCCCUGAUGUGAAAUCAACGAAGAGGUUCAUCGUAAAAAUUCAAUCUGACCAUGAUUUUUUGCCGUACAACCCAAAAAAAUAUUUGACACUUUAUGAUCAAAGCGUUACUUUGGAUAUAAGGCUAAUAAAUCCUGAACUUUAUCAUCUAUGCAGCGAAUGUGGUAGACUCAGUGGCGAUAAAAUUUCGUCGAAAAAGAUUUUUUGUUGGGCAUCAUAUAAAAAAGGAGGAGAUAUUCUUUGUAUUCAUACUGACGAAUUUCCAUCAUUUCAAACAUGGUGAAAAAAUUAUACGAAUUUAUAAUUUACCAAUUCGAAAUACAUGUUGGUACUUCGAAUAUACAUGACUUUUGGCAAAGUUGAAUAAUGAAUGUACAAAGCUUCAAAGUACAUUAAAAAAAAUAUAUUCAUACAAA
Mytilus californianus (California mussel) is the source of this 5003-nucleotide messenger RNA. RefSeq lists its product as uncharacterized. The record is from RefSeq and is a predicted model, not a curated record. The transcript is spliced from 5 exons. Gene Ontology annotation, molecular function: ADP binding. Bases 565 to 2718 code for a protein of 717 amino acids. NCBI's taxonomy places the organism in Eukaryota, Metazoa, Mollusca, Bivalvia, Mytilida, Mytilidae.